GGGUUAGAAUUGCAAGAAACAUCCUGUCAUACUGCAGAAGCUCGCAGGGUUGAUGAAGUUUUUGAAGGUGCUUUUGAGCAAGAAGAAUACACAAAAGCAUGUUCCCUUAAUGAACACUUUGGAAAUGUCUUGACACCUUGUACUGUUUUGCCUGUGAAACUAUAUUCCGAUGCCAGGAAUAUUCUAUCUGGCAUAAUUGAUUCUCAUGAAAACUUAAAAGAAUUUAAAGGUGACCUUGUCAAAAUACUUGUGUGGAUACUUGUUCAGUACUGCUCCAAAAGGCCAGGCACACAGGAGAAUGUUCACAAAACUGAAAAUAAAGGGAAAGCACCUCUAUUAAUCCUGCCUGCUUUGAAUACUUCACCACAUCCAAAAUCCCCAGAAGACACAGAAAGUUUAAAUUCAGAAACUUUUGAUGACUGGUCUGAUGAUAAUAUUUUUGAUGAUGAGCCAACUAUCAAAAAAGCAAAAGAAGAAAAUGAUCAGUGGAAAGAUUUGCAAGGCACAAAUUUGUCUAUUCCAGGACUAGUGGAAUCACCGAAGAUUGGUGAUAAUUCUGCAAGCAUAGUUUCUGAAAACAGUCUUUACAAAGCAGUUAUAUUAGGAUACCCUGCUGUUGACAAAGGAAAACAAGAAGACAUGACAUAUAUUCCUCUCAUGGAGUUCAGCUGUUCACAUUCUCACUUAGUAAGCUUACCUGAAGAGUGGAGGUCUAACUGUAUGCCUAAUUCCAAAAUGAAGGAGAUGAGCUCGUUAUUUCCAGAAGACUGGUACCAAUUUGUUUUAAGGCAGUUAGAAUGUUUUCAUUCAGAGGAAAAGACUUCAAGUGUACUAGAAGAAAUUGCAAAGGACAAAGUGUUAAAAGACAUUUAUGUUCAUAUAGUAAUGACUUGUUAUUUUAGUUUAUUUGGAGUAGACAAUAUGGUUCCUACUCCUGGUCAUAUAUUGAGAGUUUACAGCGGUGUUUUGCCUUGGUCUGUUGCCUUGAAUUGGCUCACAGAAAAACCAGAACUGUUUCAACUAGCACUGAAAGCAUUCAGGUAUACUCUGAAACUAAUGAUUGAUAAGGCAAGUUUAGGUCCAAUAGAAGACUUUAAAGGGCUGAUUAACUGCCUUGAAGAAUAUGAAAGUGACUGGUACAUUGGUUUAGUAUCUGAUGAAAAGUGGAAGGAAGCAAUUUUACAAGAAAAACCAUACUUGUUUUCUCUGGGGUUUGAUCCUAAUAUGGGAGUUUACACUGGAAGAGUACUUAGCCUUCAAGAAUUACUGAUCCAAGUUGGGAAGUUAAAUGCUGAAGCUGUUAGAGGUCAGUGGGCCAAUCUUUCGUGGGAAUUGCUUUAUGCCACAAAUGAUGAUGAGGAACGAUAUAGUAUACAGGCUCAUCCACUACUUUUAAGAAACCUUACAGUACAAGCAGCAGAUCCUCCCCUGGGAUAUCCGAUUUAUUCUUCAAAACCUAUCCAUGUACAUUUUUAUUAGAGCCCAUUUUUGACUUGUAGUGUCAUCAAACAAAGUGUUAUAUUUUCAUCCUAAAAAAGUAACAAUAUGAUUCUUAUAACUUCACUGAACUUCUCCCACCCUAUUCAGAUGCCUGAGCAAAGCUAAGGUCCAUAUAGUUGAUUCUCUUAGCCAUCUUAAGGUUUCAGAAACAGCAGCAACAUUUUUAUGUCUAGCAUGAGUUAGAACUGUUUGUGUCCUAUGGAUUGUAGUAGGGUUUGGUAAAUGAUAAAACAUUUGUAUAAAAUUAGAUAGUGGUUUUAUAAUGCUUUCUUAAAUGUGUGAUGGGUGAGUUGCCUUACAAAAGUCAACAACUAUGUAAUUUUUUAAGUACUGAAAAGAUAUACAUAUCAGUGUUUGUAGGCAGUGAUAAUAGAUUGUAUUCAAGGUUAACAUAAUGUAUAUAUAUUUAUUUGAAAUGUAAUUUUUACAAUAUUUUCAAAUGUGUUAUUUUAUUUUAACAUGUAACAUGGUCUGAAUGUUUUUAUAUAAUGUAUUUCCUUUUCAUAUAUUUCAAUUCAGAGACCUUAAAAAUUUUAAUAAAAUAUUUCCCAAUAAAA
Carlito syrichta (Philippine tarsier) is the source of this 2057-nucleotide messenger RNA. RefSeq names its product pecanex homolog 4. The annotation marks the transcript as partial. The record is from RefSeq and is a predicted model, not a curated record. Gene Ontology annotation, cellular component: membrane. NCBI's taxonomy places the organism in Eukaryota, Metazoa, Chordata, Mammalia, Primates, Tarsiidae. The transcript is spliced from 3 exons.